AUGUCCUGGUGGGACUACGGCUACCAGAUCACUGCAAUGGCCAAUAGAACCGUUCUUGUGGACAAUAACACGUGGAAUAAUACUCAUAUUGGCCGAGUAGGCCAAGCAAUGGCGUCACCAGAACCCGAAGCCUAUGAGAUCAUGCGCGAGCUCGACGUGGACUACGUUCUCGUUAUAUUUGGCGGCCUCAUUGGACAGUCUUCAGAUGACAUCAACAAGUUCCUCUGGAUGGUGCGCAUUGCCGGGAGCACAGAAAAAGGGAAACAUAUACGGGAAGAUGAUUACUUCAACAAACAGGGCGAGUUUCGGAUAGACAAGGAAGGCGCUCCCGCCCUUCUAAACUGUUUACUCUAUCGAUUAUCAUUCUACCGGUUCUCCGAA
Protopolystoma xenopodis is the source of this 381-nucleotide messenger RNA. Lineage: Eukaryota; Metazoa; Platyhelminthes; Monogenea; Polystomatidea; Polystomatidae. The record is from the annotation of a GenBank genome assembly.